Molecule: messenger RNA, 4206 nt
Organism: Kogia breviceps (pygmy sperm whale)
Lineage: Eukaryota; Metazoa; Chordata; Mammalia; Artiodactyla; Physeteridae
Source: RefSeq, a predicted model, not a curated record
UCCUGAAAAGCCGCGCCGGGACGCCCCCAGACCCCGAGCUGCCGGGAGGAUGACCAUGGCCGGUGGCAGGAAGGGACUGGUGGCCCCGCAAAACACGUUUCUGGAGAAUAUUGUCCGGCGGUCCAAUGAUACUAAUUUUGUGUUGGGGAAUGCCCAGAUAGUGGACUGGCCUAUCGUGUACAGCAAUGAUGGAUUUUGCAAGCUGUCUGGCUAUCACAGGGCGGAAGUGAUGCAAAAAAGCAGUACCUGCAGUUUUAUGUACGGGGAGCUGACUGAUAAAGAUACCAUUGAAAAGGUGCGGCAAACAUUUGAGAACUAUGAGAUGAAUUCCUUUGAAAUUUUGAUGUACAAGAAGAACAGGACACCUGUGUGGUUCUUUGUGAAAAUUGCUCCAAUUCGAAAUGAACAGGAUAAAGUGGUUUUAUUUCUUUGCACUUUCAGUGACAUAACAGCUUUCAAACAGCCGAUUGAGGAUGAUUCAUGUAAAGGCUGGGGGAAGUUUGCUCGGCUGACCAGAGCACUGACAAGCAGCAGGGGUGUCCUGCAGCAGCUGGCUCCCAGCGUGCAAAAAGGCGAGAACGUCCACAAGCACUCCCGCCUGGCUGAGGUUCUGCAGCUGGGCUCAGACAUCCUUCCCCAAUACAAGCAAGAGGCACCAAAGACUCCCCCUCACAUCAUCUUACAUUAUUGUGUUUUCAAGACCACGUGGGAUUGGAUCAUCUUGAUCUUAACCUUCUACACAGCCAUCCUGGUCCCUUAUAAUGUCUCCUUUAAAACCAGGCAGAACAAUGUGGCCUGGCUUGUUGUGGAUAGCAUCGUGGAUGUUAUCUUUUUGGUGGACAUUGUGCUGAAUUUUCAUACCACUUUUGUUGGACCAGCUGGGGAGGUGAUUUCCGACCCCAAACUCAUCCGCAUGAACUAUCUGAAGACGUGGUUUGUGAUUGACCUUCUGUCCUGUUUGCCAUAUGAUGUCAUCAACGCUUUUGAGAAUGUGGAUGAGGUUAGUGCCUUUAUGGGUGAUCCAGGGAAGAUUGGUUUUGCUGAUCAGAUUCCACCACUCCUGGAGGGGAGAGAGAGUCAGGGCAUCAGCAGCCUGUUCAGCUCUCUGAAGGUUGUCCGGCUGCUCCGUCUGGGGCGAGUGGCCCGGAAGCUGGACCACUACAUUGAAUAUGGAGCAGCCGUGCUGGUCCUGCUGGUGUGUGUGUUUGGGCUGGCUGCACACUGGAUGGCCUGCAUUUGGUACAGCAUCGGGGACUAUGAGAUCUUCGACGAGGACACCAAGACCAUCCGCAACAACAGCUGGCUGUACCAGCUGGCAAUGGACAUUGGCACCCCUUACCAGUUUAACGGGUCCGGCUCAGGGAAAUGGGAAGGGGGUCCCAGCAAGAAUUCUGUGUACAUCUCCUCGUUGUAUUUCACCAUGACCAGCCUCACCAGUGUGGGCUUUGGGAACAUCGCCCCAUCCACAGACAUCGAGAAGAUCUUUGCAGUGGCCAUCAUGAUGAUUGGCUCACUUCUGUAUGCCACCAUCUUCGGGAAUGUGACAACCAUUUUCCAACAGAUGUACGCCAACACCAACAGGUAUCAUGAGAUGCUCAACAGCGUCCGGGACUUCCUGAAGCUCUACCAGGUUCCCAAGGGACUGAGCGAGCGAGUCAUGGAUUACAUCGUGUCUACCUGGUCCAUGUCCAGAGGCAUCGACACAGAGAAGGUCCUGCAGAUCUGCCCCAAGGACAUGAGAGCUGACAUCUGCGUGCACCUGAACCGCAAGGUGUUCAAGGAGCACCCAGCCUUCCGGCUGGCCAGCGACGGCUGCCUGCGGGCACUGGCCAUGGAGUUCCAGACGGUGCACUGCGCCCCAGGGGACCUCAUCUACCACGCGGGAGAGAGUGUCGACAGCCUCUGCUUUGUGGUCUCCGGCUCCCUGGAGGUGAUCCAGGAUGACGAGGUGGUAGCCAUUCUAGGGAAGGGAGACGUGUUUGGAGACGUGUUCUGGAAGGAAGCCACCCUUGCCCAGUCGUGUGCCAACGUCAGGGCCUUGACCUACUGUGACCUGCAUGUGAUCAAACGGGAUGCCCUGCAGAAAGUGCUGGAAUUCUACACAGCCUUCUCCCACUCCUUCUCCCGGAACCUCAUUCUCACCUACAACUUGAGGAAGAGGAUUGUGUUCCGGAAGAUCAGCGAUGUGAAACGGGAAGAGGAGGAGCGCAUGAAACGGAAGAAUGAGGCCCCCCUGAUCUUGCCGCCGGACCACCCAGUCCGGCGGCUCUUCCAGAGGUUCCGACAGCAGAAGGAGGCCAGGCUGGCCGCGGAGAGGGGCGGCCGGGACCUAGACGACUUGGAUGUGGAGAAGGGCAGCAUCCUCACCGAGCAUACCCACCAUGGCCUGGUGAAGGCCAGCGUCGUCACCGUCCGCGAGAGCCCUGCCACGCCCGUGGCCUUUCCGGCGGCCACCGCAUCCACCGGGCUGGACCACGCGAGGCUGCAGGCGCCGCCGGGGGCCGAGUGCCUGGGCCCCAAGGCCGGCGGGGGUGACUGGGCCAAGCGCAAGGGCUGGGCCCGCUUCAAGGACUCCUGCGGGAAGGCCGAGGACUGGAGCAAGGUGUCCAAGGCCGAGUCCAUGGAGACGCUCCCCGAGAGGACAAAGGCAAGCGGCGAGGCCACGCUCAAGAAGACAGACUCGUGUGACAGCGGCAUCACCAAGAGCGACCUGCGUCUGGACAGCGUGGGCGAGGCCAGGAGCCCCCAGGACCGGAGCCCCAUCUUGGCCGAGGUCAAGCAUUCGUUCUACCCCAUCCCUGAGCAGACACUGCAGGCCACCGUCCUGGAGGUGAAACACGAGCUGAAGGAGGACAUCAAGGCCUUGAACACCAAAAUGACGACCAUUGAGAACCAGCUCUCUGAGAUACUCAGGAUAUUAACUUCCAGAAGAUUCUCUCAGUCUCCUCAGGAGCUGUUUGAAACAUCGAGGCCCCAGUCCCCAGAAUCAGAGAGAGACAUUUUUGGAACGAGCUGAGAGGUCUGCUGAAAACAACAAGUCAAAGACAAAACUCCCUAUACCCUCCUGCCCUAUAGACACCACCUCCACACACACCUACAUGACCAACAACUUUCAAAGUAGGCUCUUCCCGACGGAAAAUCCGAGUGGGACCAGUCGCUGAGGCACGCUCUCUCCUUUUCUCUAUCUGGGGGAAGAUCCGGGAAGAGGAGUGUGCCACCACCCUGCAAGAAGGCAGCUGCAUCUGAACUGUCUGCACAAUUUUGGAAGAGGAGGCGUGCCGUCUAAAGGUGUUGCUUAAAGAGGAGGCCCACUGAGGGCACACUCAGGCCCCCGGAGAGCCUCUCUUCCGUCACUAUCAUUGUACUGCCUUCUUGCUCGCUUCGAUAAAAAUUACCUUCACCAGCUCUUGUGCCCUCCAACUGGACGAGAUUUCACCGUCCUCCCCGCACUAGCCGCAGCCAUCAGAGACAGCGCCAUUUACUCACCCAUCACGUUCACGUUGAGAUGUUUUCAUUUCCACCCCUCACAGUUCAAAAGAAUCAAUGUGAACUUGCCUCCUGCUUAAAUUAGUUUCAAAUGAAACUUCAUUCUCAUGCGAGCAUAUCAGACUUAUUCUGGAACCUUUAGAACUGGACUUGAAUACCCUGCAGGUGCCGGACCGGUGGGUGCCCUCCCCGCCCACCAUUAAACUUUUCUUAGAGCCACUGUCUCUUUAUCUGUGACUUCGGAGUCAGCCAACAGAUCCAUUAGUUGUUCAAUGAGACGUUCAUGGAUCUUGUAUCAGGAUAUGAACUGCUUUUAUGCAAAGAAAGAUGCAAACCCGCACCCCCCCCCCGCCCCCGAUGAAUGUAUUCUCAAUAUUCAGACGCUGUAUUUGUGCAUCUGUUGGAGACUGCCCACAUCUGACAUCUCACUGACACUGUGAGGACAUUUCUACUCACGAGCAGUUUGUCAUUCUGGGGCUCCUCCUUGUAUUAACGCUCUUGCCAUUGAGUCCUGCCAAACCCUUCAUUGGAUUUUUCUUCUUCCUUUGCAUCUGUCACUUUGUCCAAAGGAGCAUGAAUCACCAGAAGUGCAGACGAGCUGAGACUGCUUGUGUGGUCAGCUGAGUAUGCUGACAGAACUCCACUGUAUGACUGCAGCCUGGGGAUGUUAAGAGGGACAGGUGGGCCCCUCCAUUGAUAUUCCCUUCUAAACAUUUUUAA